Messenger RNA from Phytophthora nicotianae INRA-310, 132 nucleotides. RefSeq lists its product as hypothetical. The record is from RefSeq and is a predicted model, not a curated record. Bases 1 to 132 code for a protein of 43 amino acids. NCBI's taxonomy places the organism in Eukaryota, Oomycota, Peronosporomycetes, Peronosporales, Peronosporaceae. The transcript has a single exon.
AUGAGCGACGAGUUAGUCAGGCUUGUGUUUGCCAGCGACCCACCAGAUCAUCGCCAUUCCGCCAAUGUUGAGACUACGAUGCUUGCCUCGAACCCGCGUCCUGCACACGCCAACGAACCCCACAUCAUUUGA